GCUGUGCCCGCAGGCGGGCGCCUGGCGGCCCUGCUGCUGGCGGCGCUGGCGUGGGUGCCCGGCGGGGCGCCCGCCUGCCCCGCGCUCUGCACCUGCUACGUCUGCGCGCCCACCGUCAGCUGCCAGGCCAACAACUUCUCCUCGGUGCCCGCGGGGCUCCCGCCCGGCGCCCGCCGCCUCUUCCUGCAGAACAACGUCAUCAGGGCGCUGCGGGCGGGCACCUUCGGGCCCAGCACCGUCACCCUCUGGCUCUACUCCAACAACAUCUCCUCCAUCCAGCCGGGCACCUUCCGACACCUGCCCGCCCUGGAGGAGCUCGACCUGGGUGACAACCCCCACCUCCGCGUCCUGGCCCCCGACACCUUCCACGGCCUCCGGCGCCUGCAGGCCCUGCACCUCUACCGGUGCCAGCUGGCCAGCCUGCCCAGCGGCAUCUUCCGUGGCCUCCACAGCCUCCAGUACCUCUACCUGCAGGAGAACGGGCUGCUCUACCUCCAGGACGACCUUUUUGCCGACCUGGCCAACCUGAGCCACCUCUUCCUACACGGGAACCGGGUGCGGGCGCUCUCGGAGGGCGUCUUCCGAGGCCUGCCCAGCCUGGACCGCCUGCUGCUGCACGCCAACCGCCUGGUGGCCAUCCACCGCCGCGCCUUCCAGGGGCUGGCCCGCCUCACCAUCCUCUACCUGUUCAACAACAGCCUGGUGGCCCUGCCCGGGGACCCGCUGGCCGCCCUGCCCGCCCUCCAGUUCCUGCGCCUCAACGCCAACCCCUGGGCCUGCGACUGCCGCGCUCGCCCGCUCUGGGCCUGGUUCCGCCGCACCCGCGUCUCCAGCUCCCCCGUGCCCUGCGCCAGCCCUCCCCACCGCCGCGGCACCGACCUGCGCCACCUGCGCCCUCGCGACUUCGACGCCUGCCCCGAGGAGGAGGAGGAGGAGGAGGAGGGGGAGAAGGAAAAGGAGGAGAAGGAGAGGGAGGAGAAGGAAGAUGGUGGCGGUGGUGGGGUGGCGGUGAUGGGCACCCCUGGGCGGGCGCUGGGUCGCCCUGGCACCCUGCCGGCCGCACCGCCCUCCGCCUUCUACCGCGACGGCCUGCCCCCCCAUGACCUGCGGGGACCCCAGCCCCGGCCACCCCCCCCAUCUCUUGACUCCCGGGGUCCCUCUGGUGAUGCCCAAUGCCCCCAGGAGCCCUGCGCCCCCACGGCCGCCGCCAUCCCCCGCCAGACCCCCAUCCUCCUGCCCCUUCUGGGGCUGCUCCUGCCCUGGCUCUGAUUCCCCCCAGGGGGGGUUCUGGCUCCUUGGGGGGCCUGUGCCCCCUUCUCCCCAGGGGGGGUCUAGAACUGUGGGGGGCAGCUGGGGUUGGGGGUGCAGGAUGCAGGGGCGCCCACCCCCAUCCUGAACGGGAAAAACCCGCAACAGGAACCAAAAGGUGGAAAAUUAUUUAUUAAAAAUGGUCUUAUUUUGGGAGAGCGAGGCCUGACUGCUGCAGGGCGGGGGGGCGGUGGGGGCCGCUGCCUUUCCAGGUCACCGCCUGCUCCUCCUGAAAUAUUGAUGUCCCCGGCAGCGCCGCGGCGGCUGGAGGGCAGCGAGGCGUGCACAGCUCGCUGCGGGGAUG
This is a messenger RNA of Calidris pugnax (ruff), 1612 nucleotides long. It is a transcript of the gene RTN4RL2, whose product is annotated as reticulon 4 receptor-like 2. The record is from RefSeq and is a predicted model, not a curated record. Gene Ontology annotation, molecular function: protein binding. Lineage: Eukaryota; Metazoa; Chordata; Aves; Charadriiformes; Scolopacidae. Gene Ontology annotation, cellular component: plasma membrane. The transcript has 2 exons. The annotation marks the transcript as partial.